AUUUACUCAUUUUAUUUCUUUUUUUUCCUCUUCAUUUCAGGGCAGAAAAAACAGAAGUGCUGAGUGAAGACCUGCUACAGGUGGAGAAGCGGCUGGAGCUGGUGAAGCAGGUGUCCCACAGCACCCACAAGAAGCUGACCACCUGCCUGCAGGGCCAGCAAGGGGUGGACGUGGACAAGCGCUCGGUCCGCUCGCCCUCGAAGAAGCUGCCACUGAGCACUCUGGCCCAAUGUCUGGUGGAGGGAGCCUCAGUGCUGGGAGACGACUCUCUGCUUGGGAAGAUGCUGAAGAUGUGUGGGGACACGGAGGACAGGCUGGCCCAGGAGCUGAUCCUGUUUGAGCUGCAGAUCGAGAGCGACGUCAUCGAGCCCCUCUACGACCUCGCUGAGGUGGAAAUCCCCAGCAUUCAGAAACAGAGGAAGCACUUAGCCAAGCUGGUCCUGGACAUGGACUCCGCCCGCACGCGGUGGCAUCAGUCCUCUAAGUCCUCGGGUUUGUCCAGCAACCUGCAGCCCUCAGGAGCCAAGGCCGACGCCCUAAGGGAGGAGAUGGAGGAAGCAGCCAAUCGCAUGGAGAUCUGCAGGGAUCAGUUAUCAGCGGAUAUGUACAACUUCGUGGCCAAAGAAAUAGACUAUGCAAACUACUUUCAGAUGCUCAUCGAAGUGCAGGCCGAGUAUCACAGGAGGUCGCUGGAGAUCCUGCAGAACGUCCUGCCCCAGAUCAAGGCCCACCAGGAGGCCUGGGUGGAGAAGCCCUGCUAUGGGAAGCCCCUGGAGGAGCACCUGUCCAUCAGUGGCAGGGACAUCGCCUUCCCCAUCGAGGCGUGUGUGACCAUGCUGCUGGAGUGUGGCAUGCAGGAGGAGGGCCUGUUCAGGGUGGCCCCCUCGGCCUCUAAACUGAAGAAGCUGAAAGCCUCUCUGGACUGCGGGGUCCUGGACGUGCAGGAGUACUCGGCCGACCCCCACGCCAUCGCAGGUGCUCUGAAGUCAUACCUGCGUGAGCUUCCUGAGCCUCUGAUGACGUUUGAGCUGUAUGAAGAGUGGAUCCAAGCCUCCAACAUUCAGGACCAAGAUAAGAGGCUGCAGGCCCUGCUCAGUGCGUGCGAGAAGCUGCCCGAAGCCAAUGGCAACAAUUUCAGAUAUUUGAUCAAGUUCCUGGCCAAGCUAAACGAGCACCAGGACGCAAACAAGAUGACCCCCGGCAACAUCGCCAUCGUUCUGGGGCCCAACCUGCUGUGGGCCAACACCGAAGGGAACAUCACGGAGAUGAUGACCACCGUGUCCCUGCAGAUCGUGGGCAUUAUCGAGCCCAUCAUCCAGCAUGCUGAUUGGUUCUUCCCUGGAGAGAUUGAGUUCAACGUGACUGGUAACUACGGCAGUCCUGUCCACACCAACCACAAUGCCAACUACAGCUCCAUGCCAUCGCCGGACAUGGACCACGCCGACCGCAGGCAGCACGAUCAGGGCCGCCGCCCCCUCAGCGUCGCCACGGACAACAUGAUGCUGGAGUUCUACAAGAAGGACGGCAUCAGGAAGAUCCAAAGCAUGGGCGUGCGGGUGAUGGACACGUCUUGGGUGUCCCGCAGGGGCUCGUCCGUAGUGCGUAAGACGUCCUCCACCCCCCCGAGCGUGCAGCCCCCCGCCCCGCCCGCCGACUCGCUCAUCCCCGAGCAGCCGGGCGAGCUGUCCACCUCCCCCUCCCCCACGCCUCCUCCCGCUAGCGGAGAUCGCGGCAGCUCGGAUGAUGCUUCGUCGUCCAAUUGGUCGGACUCCUGUUACGUCUACCCUUCCCCAGAGGAAGAGAGACCGCCCCCUCCCUACCCCGCAACCUCCUCCUCCUCCUCCUCCUCCUGCUACCCCCCUCCCUACCAUUUCUACCCCAAAGCACAGCCCUGCUCCAGGCCCGUAGCCCCCGGGCCCGAAUCCGUGCCCCCGGGUCCUUCCCCUCCCCCCUCUGACUGGACCGUCCACGCCUCCCCCCUCCCGCCUCCGUCCUGCCCCCCCUGCCAGCAGUUGGACAUCAACUCUAACCCCAAACCCGGCUCCCUGCACAACUCCAAACAGGGCGCCCCCUCCGAGCCCCCGCAUGCCCUCCCGUACGAAACUAACGUCUCACCCCCCUACAUCAAAACCCCACUGGCCCUAACCCGACACGACCCGUCCCUCUGCAACCCCCCUAGCCUCCCCCCGUUCGCCCCCUCGCAGUGGGCCACAGGUGCCUGUAGCCGAGACAGAGGACCCACCCUGACUAGUACGUUGAAGAACAAAGAGUUGUCUCCUGUGAUUGGGCAGAAGGCUGUCCAGAUCGUGGGUCCUUCGACCAAUAGCGGCCAGGCCAAUGACCAGAGCCCUCUCUCCCUACGCAAAGCAAACAAAAAACUGGCCCCCACCCCGCCAAAGGUGGGUCAGUCUGGAGGGGUGUCGGACCAAUCGACAGGUCAGCCCUCUCCGGUCAGCCUAUCGCCCACCCCUCCCAGCACCCCCUCCCCGUACGGAUUCAGCUACCCCCAGGGGUACGCAACCAUCGCCUCCCCGGGAGGGGCCUCGUCGGGGACCACCGCCUCCCUGUCCUCCCCCCCGUCCCUGUCCGGCACGCUCACCAAAUCCCGUCCCACCCCCAAACCCCGGCAGAGGCCAAGCCUGCCCCCGCCCCAGCCACCCAGCACCCCCGGACUGCCCAGCUCUUCCCCCCAGCCUCUGGAGCACGGCCUACUGGAUGGACUGUCUCCUGGGGAGAGCAUGAGCACAGAUUUUCCCUUCGACCUGGAAAUUCCCACCAUCAGUGUGGAACUGGACGGGCUGCUGGACGAACCCUUGGGCGACCCCGACAGGAACUCUGUGGCGGUGGCAGACCCCCCCGGCAAGACCGAGCCUGAGGAGGAUACUGAGAUCACAGCACUAUGACACCAUGACAUGCCCCGCCCCCCUGUUCCCUGGCCCCGCCCCCUGCCCCAAUGCCCUGAUGCUCUACCCCCCCCCCCCCACUCAGCCCUCAGGAGAUUCCCUCCAAUCCCCAGCUGUACAUAAGAGACACUCUACUACUGAGGUAUUGGCACGACUGGGCAGCAGCAGAACUAGCUCCGCCCCUCUUUGCUCCUCCCACUUUUAUCCAACUGACUGUGAAGGGUCUCAUCCGUGUAAAUUAGGAAACAAGUCAAAUGCUGCAGGUUCUAUGGUGAGGAAUGGAAGAAGGGAAAGAAACACUUAAUUGUAUAAAAAUGAACCUUAAUAAUGAUUAAGUUACACUUUUUAUUUUUUAUUUUAAACUUUUGCUUUUUGUCUGACCCUGUCUGCUUUUACAAAUCUGUGCCAUGUUAAUUUUUUUAAAGAAACUUUUUUAUUGUGUUAAUGGGGGUUUUUUUUUGGUUUGUUUGUUUAUUUGUAAUUUUUUUUUUUUUCCUCAAAAAAAGUUUUCUUUCAUUGCCUUAUUUGAGUUCAAUUCUGCCUUCAUUUUCACAAAAGAAAACACUCACUGGAGUCACGUCAGUUGGUAGAGGGCCAAUAUCAAGUACAAGGUGACACUGGUCCCACACUGUACUGGGGUCAGUGAGGUGCAGUCCAUCCCUGCAGGAGACGGGGCAGACUGCACUGUACUGGGGUCAGUGAGGUGCAGUCUGUCCCUGCAGGAGGGGAGCAGACUGCACUGUACUGGGGUCAGUGAGGUGCAGUCCAUCCCUGCAGGAGACGGGGCAGACUGCACUGUACUGGGGUCAGUGAGGUGCAGUCUGUCCCUGCAGGAGGGGAGCAGACUGCACUGUACUGGGGUCAGUGAGGUGCAGUCCAUCCCUGCAGGAGACGGGGCAGACUGCACUGUACUGGGGUCAGUGAGGUGCAGUCUGUCCCUGCAGGAGGGGAGCAGACUGUGCUGUACAGGAAUCAGUUAGAUGCAUUCUGUCUGUGCGGGAGGGGGGGCUGGGGUGUUUCCUCACACUAACCCAGGAGGUUUUGUUGCAGAAAGUGCACCCCCCCUCCCCACCUUUGCCUACACUACCUUGCAUUACUCUGUCCCGGCCAGCACAGGUGGGCCCAGCCACGUGUUUUAACAGUGGUGCUCUGAGACAUCUCUGUGACUACGGCACAGCCUCUCUCCUCCUCUGUGUUCUCCCCACAGCCUCUCUGCUCCUCUGUGUUCUCCCCACAGCCUCUCUGCUCCUCUGUGUUCUCCCCACAGCCUCUCUCCUCCUCUGUGUUCUC
Messenger RNA from Anguilla anguilla (European eel), 4193 nucleotides. RefSeq names its product rho GTPase-activating protein 44-like. Gene Ontology annotation, molecular function: GTPase activator activity; protein binding. Bases 282 to 2903 code for a protein of 873 amino acids. NCBI's taxonomy places the organism in Eukaryota, Metazoa, Chordata, Actinopteri, Anguilliformes, Anguillidae. The transcript is spliced from 21 exons. Gene Ontology annotation, biological process: positive regulation of GTPase activity; regulation of dendritic spine morphogenesis; regulation of actin cytoskeleton organization. The record is from RefSeq and is a predicted model, not a curated record. Gene Ontology annotation, cellular component: presynaptic active zone; dendritic spine; postsynaptic density.